Molecule: messenger RNA, 2556 nt
Organism: Lacerta agilis (Sand lizard)
Lineage: Eukaryota; Metazoa; Chordata; Lepidosauria; Squamata; Lacertidae
Gene: STRADB
Product: STE20 related adaptor beta
Exons: 12
Coding region: 144-1391 (415 amino acids)
Biological process (GO): protein phosphorylation
Molecular function (GO): protein serine/threonine kinase activator activity; ATP binding; protein kinase activity
Source: RefSeq, a predicted model, not a curated record
AGGCGAGGCGAGCGGGGAAGCUCCACCCCCCCCCGCCAGGACAAGUUUGGGUCUCCUCAGGAGUAAGGCCCGCUGGGCCCGGCGGGGCUUGCUUCCAGGGUAAAUGGGUUUGCAUGACAUUUUCCAUGAACUAAGGCAGUUCCAUGUCUUGUUUGGACUGUUCCUGUAUUCUACGGACACGAAUUGAAUCCAUUGGAGCAGAAAAGCAAUCAGAAGGCAGCAGCACUCAAGACUUGACAGAUGAACCUGCUUUAUAUUGGGGACAAUCAGCUCAAAGAGGAGAUGAAGAAAUAUCAUGGUCCUCUGAUGUAUCCCAUUAUGAUAUCCAGGUGGAAAUAGGAAGGGGAUACAGCAACUUAACUUCAAUCUACCUCGCACGUCAUAUCCCUACAGGAACACUGGUGGCUGUAAGGAUUACAGAUCUGGAAAGAUGUUCUGAAGAACACUUGAAAGCUUUACAAAAUGAGGUGGUUUUAUCCCAUUCCUUUCGACACCCCAAUAUCAUGACUCUUUGGGCAGUGUUCACUGCUGGAAGCUGGCUUUGGGUUAUUUCUCCUUUCAUGGCCUACUGUUCAGCCAGCCAUCUACUGAGGACUUAUUUUCCUGAAGGCAUGAGUGAAGUGUUGAUAGGAAAUAUCCUGUUUGGAGCAAUCAGCGGGUUAAACUACAUGCAUCAACAUGGCUACAUUCACAGAAGUAUUAAAGCUAGCCACAUACUGAUUUCAGGGGAUGGCCUGGUGUAUCUUUCUGGAUUAAACCAUCUUUGCAGCCUAGUGAGCAGUGAGAAACGGUUAAAAGCUGUGUAUGACUUCCCCCAGUUCAGUGCAUCAAUGCUUCCCUGGCUGAGUCCUGAACUACUGAGGCAGGAUAUGUAUGGCUAUAAUGUGAAGUCUGACAUCUAUAGUGUGGGCAUUACAGCAUGUGAACUAGCUAAUGGGCAUGUACCUUUUCAGGAUAUACCUCGGACGCAGAUGCUGCUGCAGAAGCUGAAAGGUCCCUCUUAUUGUCCUUGGGCUAUAAAUACUUUUCCACGUGGUGAAUCAAGGAUAAAAAAUUCUCGAUCAGGGAUUGACUCUGGAAUUGGUGAAAGUAUGACACACACAAUGACAAGUGAUAGAUUGCAGACUCCACCAAAAACUUUCUCCCCAGCUUUCCAUAACUUGAUAGAACUCUGUUUGCAACAGGACCCAGAGAAAAGGCCAUCAGCAAGAGGGCUCCUGUCACAUGCUUUCUUCAAGCAGGUAAAAGAACAAACAAAGGGUUCUUUACUUUCACUGCUGCCUCCUGCCGUCCAACAUGUCCAGCCACAGAUGCCAACAGUGUGUUCAGCAGCCAUCUGUAAGACUGGAUGCACUUUGCCAAAUGAGAGAGAGAUGUACUGGGAAUUCUAAAGAUACUAAAUCAUACCUCUGACAUCUCUCUCGAGGAAAAAAUGUGAUUUUCAUCGCUGCUUUUUCCUUUUCAUGUUCAAAAUACAAAUAUUAGUUAUAUACUUGAAAAUGUUAAAAAAUUUGUGCCAAUAAUUUAUAUGAAGAGGAAAAUGCUUCCAAAGUGGUACUACAGAAUGCAGUAACCCUCACUUCUUGAAUUACCAUAAAUGUCUACACUUUCUCAAGCAUCUCCCAUCCAUUCUUACCAAUGAAUUGCAAUGGUGCAUAUUUUAGCCUGGUAUAUCUAUGCCUUUACUGCCUCAGAAGUGCUAAUCUAAAAUACUGUUUCCCUUCUCUCAGCUUGUGUGUCUGUGUGUGUGUGUGUGUGUGUGUACUGUUCAUCACAUAUAAAAACUUUUUAAAAGUAAUGCCUAUUCCUACUUAAAAAACUGGUGUGCAAACCACUGUGAGCUUUGCAUGCCACCUACCCUCCAACAGUUGUUGGGGUAGCCAUUACUGAUGCCUGGAGAUAGCUGUGAUCUUUAAUGCAAGGUAUCUUUUUACAAAACCUAAUCAAGGGAGAAUAAUUUGCAUAACAGCAUUAAAACAGUAGUUUGAGACUACUUGAUUAUAUUAUUUAAAAAGAGAUUGCUUAAUAGACCCGCAGCUCUAAUUGGAAUGCAGUGCCUUGGGCUCACAUCUCACUAGCCUUUAAAAAGGCAACAUCUCAAGUUGAAUACUGUUGCACCAGCGAGGAAAAGGAAUCCAUGUGGCAUACAGAAGAUCCAUUGAAUGGAAGUAUGGCUUUAAUACUGAUUAUGGGAGUACAUGACUGUUGGAGGUAUACUGCUGCAAACACUAUUCUAGGAAGCAAUAGAUGCUUAAAUGAGAUGGACAUGCCUUGCAUUUUGUCCUCUCUGUUGUGCCUUUCUUUAAGACAUGAAAGAAUUCCCAAUUACAAACAAGAAGAAGCAAUAUAAAGGCCAGACUGACAAGAAAGAGACCACUUUCUGUUCUUGUUACUCUAGUACUGUGAAUGACUGACUGAACAUGACCUUAACCAAAAUUCUUGCUUUCUGUACAGCAUAUAAUUUUGGGGACAGGGUUUUUAAUACUGAGAUAUUUACAGCUAUAUUUUAUUAAUGUACAUUUUAUUUGAUCAUGUAAAAUAGAUGUUAGCUUAAUU